Molecule: messenger RNA, 1850 nt
Organism: Punica granatum (pomegranate)
Lineage: Eukaryota; Viridiplantae; Streptophyta; Magnoliopsida; Myrtales; Lythraceae
Source: RefSeq, a predicted model, not a curated record
AUAUCAUCAAUGGCGUGUGAGGUAUUUAAAAUGUCCGCAUCCAUUCUUCCCUCUGGCUAUGACUGAUGAACUCCCUCAUCAAAGCCGUAUCAUUGCUCAAGCUAACUACUUCAGCAUUCAACUGUUCAUUAAUCCAUUCUUCAUCGGACGUCUGCGCUAGACUAAUCGAUAUCUACUGCCUUAAUCAGUCGUUGAGCUCAGGCAGAGCCCUCCACGCUCGCCUGAUCGUCAAUGGUCCGCCUCUCCCCACCCACAUCGCCUGCAAGCUCAUUGCUUUCUACGUCCAAUUCGGCCAAUUCGCCGAGGCUCGCCAUUCGUUUGACGGAAUUCCCCAGACAGAGCCCCGACGCUGGACUGCCCUCCUCAGCGCGUUUACUCGACAGGGGCACCAUGACGAGGCCCUGCGAGCAUUCCGUGAGAUGCAGAGACAUGGCACAGGGCCCGUGGAGUUCGUGCUCCCCAGCAUCCUCAAAUCCUGUGGGAGACUGCGCGAUCUACGGGCUGGAGAGUGUAUGCACGCCAUUGUUGAGAAGCGUUCCAUGGAAGAUGACCCAUUUGUGAGCUGCGGAUUGGUCGAUAUGUACUUGAAGUGCGGUCUUGUCGGAAGGGCACGCCAGGUAUUCGAGGGAAUGCCCGUGAAAGACUUGGCCGUGUUGAAUGCUCUGGUGUCAGGAUAUGCGCGGCAUGGGUUGAUGCAAGAGGCAUUAGAGCUGGUGGAGAAUGUGAGAUCUGCGGGUUUAAAUCCUGAUCUUGUUACUUGGAAUAGCAUAAUUGCCGGGUUUUCGCGUAAGGGCGAUGCUUCGAUGUUUCCUAAGGUUUUCAUGACGAUGAUGAUUGAUGGAUUUGAGCCUGAUGUUGUUUCAUGGACUUCCGUCAUCUCUGGGUUCGUUCAAAACUUCUGGAUUCGUGAUGCUUUCAGGACAUUCGCAGAGAUGAUGGCUCGUGGUAUUCUUCCAAACUCGGCCACAAUCAGCAGCAUCCUGCCUGCUUGUGCUUCACUGGCAGAUUUAAGACGUGGAAAGGAAAUUCACGGGCAUGCAAUUGUCAUCGGAGUUGAAACAGAUGUGUUUGUUAGAAGUGCUCUUGUGGACAUGUAUGCAAAAUGCGGUCUCAUAUCGCAUGCAAAGAUUUCGUUUGAUCAGAUUUCUGAGAGGAGCUCUGUUUCUUGGAACACAAUGAUCUUUGGGCUAGCAAACAACGGUUAUUGCAACGAAGCCAUCGAAACAUUCGCUCAGAUGGAGAAAGAGGAUAGGGGGAGGAUUGAUCAUUUGACCUUCACCGCAGCUCUUACUGCCUGUAGCCAUGGUGGGAUGAUCGAGUUCGGGAAAAGCCUUUUUAAGAAUAUGCAGGAGGUAUAUGGAAUCAAGCCAAGACUCGAGCAUUAUGCUUGCCUGGUGGAUCUCCUUGGUCGAGGGGGAAAUCUUAUGGAAGCUCACAAUCUGAUCAAGGCGAUGCCAAUGGAAGCUGAUAUGUUUGUCUGGGGAGCAUUGCUGGGUGCAUGUAGAAUGCACGGGAGCAUAGAGCUCGCCGAGGUGGCUGCUCGGCAUCUGUCUGAGCUCGAGCCUAGGAGCCCAGGGAGUGGUUUGUUGUUGUCCAGUUUGUACGCCAAUGCUGGUGGCUGGGAAUAUGCUUCGCAGUUAAAGAGGAUGACACGGAGAAGGAAAAUGAGAGAGUUUCUCGGUCGUACUUGGAUAGAGGCAAUGGGGUGAUCGAGCAGACACAAAUUCACUGAUUUUCUGAGUUACAGGCUUUGCCUCAGUUCAGCUCCACUUUUCGGCCUCACAUGAUAUCAGUUCACUUAUUUGGCACUGCAUCGUUUGUUUUCAAAACAAAGUACAUGAAUAUUGAAA